This is a messenger RNA of Salvia miltiorrhiza (redroot sage), 871 nucleotides long. Its product is annotated as ethylene-responsive transcription factor 1B-like. The record is from RefSeq and is a predicted model, not a curated record. Gene Ontology annotation, molecular function: DNA-binding transcription factor activity; DNA binding. The coding region runs from base 329 to 823 and encodes 164 amino acids. The transcript has a single exon. Gene Ontology annotation, biological process: regulation of DNA-templated transcription; ethylene-activated signaling pathway. Lineage: Eukaryota; Viridiplantae; Streptophyta; Magnoliopsida; Lamiales; Lamiaceae.
ACGGGAUAGAAAGCAUCACAAAUGUUUUAUCUUACAACAAAUUUUUUGAACUGCGUGGGUCGAAAUUAAUUAAUUAAUAAUGCGUCAUCGCAAACUAGUCAAUAAUUAAUUAAGUUAGUAGCUACAUAAACACUUCACUAGCUAUUUCUCGUCAAUUUAGAGUUAAAAACUACUCCGUAUUUGAUAAUUAAAGUUAAGCAAUAAUGAAGGCACGGCAUCUAGUUUGUCCAGGAAUCUUUCUUUUAUGCUCAACAACAACAAAAUUAAUUAAGAAAGCUUAAACUCAGGCUCAUAUAUAUCUCCUCCAGCAAAGGGCAAGCGCAGCAGAAUGAAAUCUUCAACCAUAGUGAAGCAAGAAGAAGAUAAAAUCCUUUGGUUCAACAAUGGGUGCGCAGGCGAAGAGGCGGCGAAAAGGCGAUACAUCGGCGUGAGGAAGAGGCCGUGGGGGAAAUUUGCAGCAGAGAUUAGGGAUUCAACAAGGCAUGGAGUGAGGGUUUGGCUGGGCACAUUCAAUACUGCAGAAGAGGCUGCUUUAGCUUAUGAUCAAGCUGCAUUCACCAUGCGGGGCGCCUUAGUUCCUCUCAAUUUCCCCUUGGACAAAGUUGUGCAAUCGCUGCAGAAGAUGAAUUUCAGCUGCAAGGAGGGCUCCUCGCCUGCCAAAGCCCUAAAGGAGUCGCACAAGAUGAUCAGACACCCAUCAUCAGCUUGCACAAAGAAGAUUGAGGAAGAUGGUGAGGAUGUUGUGGUUUUUCAAGAUUUGGGAUCUGAUUUGUUAGAUCAGCUUUUAUCUCAGACUCAGACCUCUAAUUCUGAACCAUUGUGAUUACAUCUUCUUUCUUUUAUUUUAUUUUAUUCAAUCAAUUUUAUUGCA